This is a messenger RNA of Stylophora pistillata, 878 nucleotides long. Its product is annotated as AP-3 complex subunit beta-2. Lineage: Eukaryota; Metazoa; Cnidaria; Anthozoa; Scleractinia; Pocilloporidae. Gene Ontology annotation, cellular component: AP-3 adaptor complex; membrane coat. Gene Ontology annotation, biological process: vesicle-mediated transport; intracellular protein transport. The record is from RefSeq and is a predicted model, not a curated record.
AGUAUUUCAGCAAAUGUAUUUAUGAUACAAAUUAUGACCAACUUGUUGUUUAUGUUUUUAAUAAUCCAAUAUCUAUAGCUGGUUGUGCAGCAUAAAUUUUUGACAGGAAAUAAUCUGUUGAUAACUUUUUUUGCAGGGAAUGUUUGAGCCAUACUUGAAAGGAUUCUUUGUCCAUUCUAAUGAUCCUACACACAUCCGUUUAUUGAAACUUGAAGUUAUGACAAAUAUUGCCGGAGAGACAAGUAUUGGUACAAUACUUAGAGAGUUCCAGAGCUAUAUUUCCAGUCCAGAUAAACAGUUUGUGGCAUCAACAAUUCAAGCCAUUGGGCGAUGUGCCUCAAACAUCUCCGAGGUUACAGAGACCUGCUUAGCUGGCCUUGUGAGACUGCUUUCUAAUAGAGAUGAGAUAGUAGUGGCAGAGAGUGUAGUAGUCAUCAAAAAACUUCUACAGCUUAAGCCCAAGGGGAAUUCAGAGAUCAUCAUGCACAUGGCAAAAUUAGUAGAUACUAUCACGGUACCAAUGGCUAGAGCAAGUAUUCUGUGGUUAUUGGGAGAAUACUGUGAAAGAGUGCCCAAGGUAGCACCAGAUGUUUUGAGGAAAAUGGCAAAAACAUUUGGAUCGGAGGAAGACAUUGUCAAGUUACAAAUUUUGAAUUUAGCUGCAAAGCUCUUCAUCACAAACCCUAAGCAGACAAAACUUCUUGGACAGUAUGUACUGAACCUUGCAAAAUAUGACCAGAGUUAUGAUGUUAGAGACAGAGCUAGGUUUUUACGCCAACUGCUCAUUCCAAGUGAUACGGGAGGUCAUCUUAGUAAACAUGUGAAGAAGAUUUUCCUGGCUUCAAAACCACCCCCAAUAAUACAAUCAGUGUUUAAAG